AUGGCAAGAAAGCAUCUUCCAGAACCCGAGGAUGCAAACUCUCGUUUUGGCAUUCGCCCUGAGUAUAGGUUGACCGGUAUUGCAUUCAUGACUUCAAUAUUUGGUGUUUUUGAUGGAUUUUACCGAGGGUUUACAUCCCAAUCGUUAGUUUACCUAGCAGAAAACUCACAUAGACUCCCUAAGACAGUGGGUGGUUGGUAUUUCUAUCACAAAAGGAAGAAUUAUGUCUGUAUCAAGAAUGGAAUUGUUAAUGGGACGAAACUCUCUGCAAAAUUGACACUUGCAGUUACCGGUUAUUUCACUCUCGAGGCAAUGUUGGAUGAAGCCCGUGAUAAGGUUGACUUUAUUAAUACUCUUGCAACCUCAGGAAUAGCAGCCUUAGGAUAUGCUAAGUUAAAAAACUUUGGUAGCUACCAAACUAAACAAAUUAUUAAGAAGGGUAUGAUUGUUGGAAUGAUUAGUGGUUUGGCUCAAGAUUUAUAUAUUUGGACCAGAGGUGGAAAGGUUUGGUAUUUGGAUCAGUUGGGAACUGCUAAGCUAAAUAGAGAUGUGAAAUUGACAUAA
Saccharomycopsis crataegensis is the source of this 564-nucleotide messenger RNA. RefSeq lists its product as uncharacterized. NCBI's taxonomy places the organism in Eukaryota, Fungi, Ascomycota, Saccharomycetes, Ascoideales, Saccharomycopsidaceae. The record is from RefSeq and is a predicted model, not a curated record. Bases 1 to 564 code for a protein of 187 amino acids. The transcript has a single exon.